GGAAGUGGGACAAUCAGCUUGUUUCUCUCAUUGUGACCUCAAGCUGAAGUAAAACAAAAAGGCAGCAGCUUGUAUUGUCUUAGCAGAAGGACGAUUGUGUUGUAUCUCAUCUGAAUAUUUCAGCAACCAUGUCUUCAGCUCAGCAUCUCAGAGUUUAUCAGAGAGAGACUAACUGCUGCUGCUCAAGAAAUCUUCACCGAGGUUGAAAAAACCAUCAUUUGCUACGAGGAAGAGCUCGAUGCUCAGCGCAGGAUGAUGACCGGAUUGACUGGAAACCACAAAUAAAGCUCCACAGAAUCGGGUCGGAGCUGCAGAAAUAAAGUUCUGACUUCCAAAAGUCACAAAUCUCCAUUUAGGAGGAAAUGUCUGCCAUCCCCCAGGUAUUUCACCACAGGAGGAGAUCCAGUCAUGACAAGGAGGAAGCAGAACCUAAACAGAUUAAAGAGGAAGAGGUCGACCCGGAACAAUUGCAGGUUAAACCAUCAGAACCAGGGCAUCCAUGUAAUAUUGAGAAAGAGGAGGAAUCAGGUCUUCCACUUAUUGAACAAUGGGAAUAUUCUGAAUGGAUUAAAAAAGAAGAGGAUAACACAGAAUCUCCACUGAUAAAUGAAGGAAAUGAGGAACCAGAUCCUUCAGUGGUUCGACAUGAACAGCAGCCACCAGAACAUUUACCAACUGGACAGGACCAGAAAGAUCUCUGCAGAAAUCGGGAGGGAGAGCAGCUUGUCCAGAAGCAGUUUGGUGCUUUGAUUGAGACUUCUACUCUUCAGGAAGGUAAUUUGAUUAGAGAACCAAAACUUGAGGAGUUUUCCUUUGAUAUAUCUAAUGUAAUUGAGAGCAAAGAUCAGGCAGGAAGCAGCUCUUCUGUAUCAUGGAGUCAGUCUCAUAUUGACACAAAGAAAAGGUCUUUCAAAUGUGACAUUUGUGGAAGAUGGUAUAAAAAUCAGGAUAACUUAAAUAACCAUUACAGAACCCACACUGGUGAAUGGCCUUUUUCAUGUGAUUCGUGUGGAGAAGGUUUCCCUAAAAUUAGUGCUUUAAAACGACACAAGAAAAUUCAUACAGGGGAGAAGCCUUUUUCGUGUCAGUCAUGUGGAAAAAGUUUCACUCGAAUUGGUGAUUUAAAUGUCCACGAGAGAACUCAUACAGGUGAAAAGCCUUUUUCAUGCCAGUCUUGUGGAAAAUGUUUCUCUCGAAUUGGUGAUUUAAAUGUCCACGAGAGAACUCACACAGGUGACAAGCCUUUUUCAUGCCAGUCGUGUGGAAAAUGUUUCUCUCGAAUUGGUAAUUUAAAUGUCCACAAGAGAACUCAUACAGAUGAGAAGCCUUUUCCUUGUCAAACAUGUGGAAAAAGUUUCUCUCACAUGUGUAGUUUAACCAUUCAUAAGAGAAUUCAUACAGGUGAGAAGCCUUUCUCUUGUCAAACUUGCGGACAGAGUUUCUUUCAAAUUAGUAGUUUAAUCAGUCACAAGAGAAAUCAUACAGGUGAGAGACCUUUUUUAUGUAAAGCAUGUGGAAAAACUUUCUCUCGAAUUGAUCAUUUAAAUGUACACUCGAAAAUUCACACGGGUGAAAGAUCUUUUUCUUGCAACAUAUGUGGAAAAUGUUUUAAAACAAGUUCAAAUUUGAAUGAUCACAGAAAAAUUCACACAGGUGAGAAACCUUUUACAUGUGAAACAUGUGGAAAAAGCUUCAUUAAUGUAUGGAAAUUGAAUUUACACAUUAAACAAAAACACUUGACUGUCACAUAGAUUAACUAUUAUAAAUACUUUAACUUUUCCUGGUAGUAGUUAUCUUUGCAAAGUAUAUUAGAAAAAGAAAAUUGACUAAACCAGGUUAUAGGAAACCUCUCCAAGUCUGUAAAUAGCAGCAACUUGGACCUCAUGGACAAACACCUUUUUCAUACUGUGGUUGACUGAUUCACCUCUGCUAUUAGGGAUACGAGCAUAUCUACAAUAUAAAAAUGCAGCUUAGGGAGCUGAGUUUGGCGUCAAGUUUGGAAAUAAAAUGUCAUAACUGUGUAGAUGCCUUAUAGAUGUAGUUCAGCUUGGUGAUGGAGGACUGAUGAUGUGGGCUUGUUUUAAACGCAUUAGUUCAAUAUGAAGUCUUCUUUGUAUUAAACUCUUCUAGAAAAAAAAAUUCGGUCCAUCUUUUGCUCAUAUCUGUAAACUGAACUUCAAUACAUUUUACAUUUUAUUUUAUGUAUGUGUAUUUUAAAUGGAUCAAAGUUUCUGCUUUUAAUUUGGAUGUUUAUAAGAGACGAUUGAUUGAUAGAUUGAUAGAUUACUUUAUUUUCCCAAAGGGAUCAUUUCUUUCAUGUCAUUACAUUUUCCAAGUUGAAUUAAUAGAUGUGUCACAAAAAGUACAUCAUCACAAACAUACACAGCAACAAACAUUUUCCCACCAUUACCGUCAUACAGUCAGACACAAACAGAUAUAAUAUGAAUAGCAUGCAUUCCUCCUUCCCCCUGUUCACCUCAUUAGACAUAGCAAGAAACAUCACUUCACUGAAAACACUAGAAAAUGGAUGAUUGUCACAGACGUUUGCUUUGUGCAAUGUGCAACUUUUCUUAAAGGGACAGUACUAUGUAAUAUAGACGUUUUGAGUUUUACAUCAUGUUAUAUUGUUAUUCACUUAUCAAAGAUGUACCUGGAGUUUUAUCUUGAUUCUUUCUUGCAUGUUUGAGAAAUCCUUUAGUCUCCAUGGCAGAUAUUCAGCUGUGCAAAACACCUGGGUGGACCUAGCUCCGCCUUCGAGGCGCAGCACUACCACGACUCUUUAACUGAACUCCUUUAGACUAGCCAGCAGCAAUUAGCAAACAUCUGGUGGAACUGCACAGCUACUUAGCUCAUUGUACAAGCUACUUCUCAGUAAAGCCUAUAGAGGAGCCAUGUUGUGAUGACUUCCUGAAGGCAGAAAGAACAGGAGUUUUUAAAGAGACAGACGCAUAAUUUCAAGGCUUUAAAUUAGGAAGUCAAAUUUCUUUUAAGUUAUGUUUGAUAUGUAGUAUUUCUGUAACAAAUUAAGGUAACAUAGUUAUUUGAUUAUGCUUGUAAAAUGGCACUAUGUGGCUGAGCAACAUAUAAUACUGCCCUUUGAAAGUGGGCUUUUUCCCAGCCUGCAGUUCUCUAUCCUCUGCCAAAUAGGAGUAAAGCAGUGGUGUCCAAAAUCAGUCCUCAAGGCCUGGGAUCCUGCAUGUUGGUUAAACACAAGCAAGCAGGGGCCUGCUAAUGAUGGCUUAUUAGCAGGCCUCUGCAGAACAUUGACAUGCUGAGAAGGUAAUAACUAGAAUUAAAUCAUGCAGGAUGCCAGCCCUCAAGGACCGACUUUGGACACCCCUGCCUUUUACAGGAAGGUUGGGUUGUUGCAUGACUUUGAGUACAGAUAUUAUUUAUUAUUGCUUUAUUACUAUUGGUAAUGUAGAAUAAAUCUUUGUUUAAUCACUGUAAAUAAAAUGCUCAUUGUAUUA
This is a messenger RNA of Xiphophorus hellerii (green swordtail), 3470 nucleotides long. Its product is annotated as gastrula zinc finger protein XlCGF28.1-like. Gene Ontology annotation, biological process: regulation of transcription by RNA polymerase II. The record is from RefSeq and is a predicted model, not a curated record. The transcript has 2 exons. The coding region runs from base 363 to 1751 and encodes 462 amino acids. NCBI's taxonomy places the organism in Eukaryota, Metazoa, Chordata, Actinopteri, Cyprinodontiformes, Poeciliidae. Gene Ontology annotation, molecular function: RNA polymerase II cis-regulatory region sequence-specific DNA binding; DNA-binding transcription factor activity, RNA polymerase II-specific.